AUGUCGCUGGAUAGACGCGGUGAGAUAGCCACGCCCCCGAAUCGUUACGAUCUCACGUUGGGCUCGGACAAAUCCUCAUCGCUGUCACGCUCCGAAGCGGGCACCUAUGACAUCAUCCAGGCUGAGAUACAGCAUGCCAAGCGUCAGGAGCUGGCCACAGGCGUGGCUCUCGCCCACAAUGGACACAAUGGCAAUGCCAAUGGUAAUGGCCUGCCCAUCAGUUCCAAUAGCCAUGAUAUCGAGGCUGAGGUCAAGAAACGCAAAUGGCCCACCGAGCCAAGCUAUUUCCUGGCCAAGGAGCUGCUCAUGACGGAGCGCACCUACAAAAAGGAUCUGGAUGUGUUGAACAGCUCUUUGCGGCAGGUGCUCAGCCUGGAGGAUGUGGAGCAACUGCAGCCACUGUUCGAGCUGCUCGACUCGCUUGCCCAGCAUCACAAUCUCUUUCUGCGCGACAUCGAGCAUCGCAUGGUCCUGUGGGAGGGGCGUGGCAAUCAUGAGACCCAUCGCAUCGGCGACGUCAUGAUGAAGCACAUGGGUGCAUUGCCCAUAUACGAUGAGUAUGUGCAGACGCAUCUGGACAUCUUGCACUGCAUGAACGACAUGUACGAGUCGGACCAGCGCUUCCGGCAGCUGUACAAGGAGUUUGAGCAGCAGAAGAUCUGCUAUCUGCCCAUUGGUGAGCUGCUGCUGAAGCCGCUGAAUCGCCUGCUGCACUAUCAGUUGCUGCUGGAACGCCUCUGCGACUAUUAUGCCGAGGAGCAUACCGAUUAUGCCGACUGCCAGGCGGUCUAUCAUCUGCUCAUCCGGAGCACCAAACAGAUACGUGCCCAUCUGCCCGACUCGGCCAAUUUUGUGGAGCUGUGCGAGCUGCAACGCGACAUUAGCUUUGAGCAGCUAGUGCAGCCCCAUCGCCGGCUUAUCCGGCAGGGUUGCCUGCUGAAGCAUUCAAAGCGCGGCCUGCAGCAGCGCAUGUUCUUCCUCUUCUCGGACAUUUUGCUCUAUGGCUCCAAAUCGCCGCUCGAUCAAAGUUUCCGCAUACUCGGCCACGUGCCGGUCCGUUCGUUGCUCACCGAAAAUGCCGAGCACAACACUUUCUCCAUAUUUGGCGGCCAGUGCGCGAUUACAGUGAGUGCUGGCACCACCGCCGAGAAGACUCUCUGGCUGGCCGAGCUGUCCAAGGCGGCGGCCGAUAUCAAGAACAGGCCACCAAACAUGCAGCUGCAGCUGACCACGCUCAAGAAUUGCAGCUCCUCGGAGGAGGGUCUGGACAUGCUCGGCCUGAGCAACGGCACAAACAGCCUGAACAGCAGCACCGGCGGCGGCAACGGUCCAUUGACGCCGCAGCAGCUGCAGCUGCAGCAGCAGAACAAGACGCAACCGUCACGCAGCAAUACCGCACUACACGUCUGCUGGCAUCGUGGCGCCACCGUUGGUCUCGGCGAUCAUCUCAUUGCGGCAGAGCAUCAGCUGUCCGGCUAUCUGCUGCGUAAAUUCAAGAACAGCUCCGGCUGGCAAAAGCUUUGGGUGGUCUUUACCUCGUUCUGCUUGUAUUUCUAUAAAAGCUAUCAGGAUGAGUUCGCGCUGGCCAGCCUCCCGCUGCUGGGAUAUACGGUGGGUCCGCCCGGCCAUCAGGAUGCAGUGCAAAAGGAGUUUGUGUUCAAGCUAUCCUUCAAGAAUCACGUCUACUUCUUCAGAGCGGAGAGCGCGCACACCUACAACAGGUGGUUGGAAGUGCUGCGCAGCACCACCCAAACGCAGGACUUUAAGAACGUGCACAGCCAUGCGUCCAACAAUUAG
Molecule: messenger RNA, 1797 nt
Organism: Drosophila montana
Lineage: Eukaryota; Metazoa; Arthropoda; Insecta; Diptera; Drosophilidae
Product: FERM, ARHGEF and pleckstrin domain-containing protein 2-like
Exons: 3
Coding region: 1-1797 (598 amino acids)
Molecular function (GO): guanyl-nucleotide exchange factor activity
Source: RefSeq, a predicted model, not a curated record